Messenger RNA from Danio rerio (zebrafish), 1366 nucleotides. It is a transcript of the gene arpc5la, whose product is annotated as actin related protein 2/3 complex subunit 5 like a. The record is from RefSeq and is marked provisional. NCBI's taxonomy places the organism in Eukaryota, Metazoa, Chordata, Actinopteri, Cypriniformes, Danionidae. Gene Ontology annotation, cellular component: Arp2/3 protein complex; cytoskeleton; actin cytoskeleton. Gene Ontology annotation, biological process: regulation of actin filament polymerization; Arp2/3 complex-mediated actin nucleation.
GUGGUGGAGAUGCUCGGGCCGGUGGAGAAGGAACAGCCGCACCUUCCUGCUGACAGAUGAACCUUCGACCGGCGGCGGCCCGUGCCUGAGGGAAGCGGACACACGCGCGCACCCCACCCGUCCCGCCACCGCGCUUUCCCGGACUCCCCCAACCGAUAGAUCGACUGAUUAAAGCGGCUCCUCCUCAUGGCGAAAAACACCCUGUCCUCACGGUUCCGGGGAGUCGAUAUCGACGAGUACGACGAGAAUAAAUUCGUGGACGACCAAGACGAGGCGGCCGAGCAGCAGGGACCGGACGCGUGUGAGGUGGACGAUCUCAUCAGGCAAGGGGACAUGAUGACAGCAUUUCACAUCGCCUUGAGGAAUCCACCAAUCAACUCCAAGAAUCCAGCAGUGAAAGAGCGGGCACAGGCGGUGGUGUUACGAGUGCUGACUGCAUUUAAAAGCAGCGAUAUUGAGCCAGCGGUAAAGUCUCUGGACAAGAACGGAGUGGAUCUGCUGAUGAAGUACAUCUACAGAGGCUUCGAGAAGCCCACAGACAACAGCAGUGCCAUCCUGCUGCAGUGGCAUGAAAAGGCUUUCGCUGUGGGGGGCCUGGGGUCCAUUGUACGAGUGUUAACUGCAAGAAAAUCUGUCUGAGAAGCUGGACGAAUGGGAGUGUUAACCAGCCACGGGAUUUCUUAGACAUGGACAACUUCUCCUCUCUCACAAUUUAACCUUAUCUGGGGGAAAACCACUCAUGCCCAACCGCCUAUUUCACGAAAAAAUACUGUAUGAUAUUUAAUGUAAAUUAUUGAUUCUUCAAUAUGUUAUUAUGGAAGACACUACUCGACUUAUGAAGGUGAACGAUUGUGCGACAGUCUGUGAACUGCAACAGAAGGACGGUGAUGAGACUUGGCUUUAUAAGCCUUGAGCUGCAGUUUCAGGACAUUAAAUACUGUGAUUAAUAUGAAAGUUGUAUUUGCUUGUUCUUAGUUGGCACUCUCGGAUGUGUAGUUCUCAUUUUUUUCAGUUCCAACUCUCAUUUUUUUUCUUAUUGUACAGAAAGAGGAUAAUGUUUAAUAUAUAUAGUAUUUAGGUCAGGGGUCACCAACCCUGUUCAUGGAGAGCUACCUUCCUGCACAUUUCAGUUGCAGCCCUGACCAAACACACCUGUUUGUAAUUAUCAAGUUCUGCUUUAGGUUCUAUUAAUUGGUUCAGGUGUGUUUGAUCAGGGUUGGGACUGAACUCUGCAGGAAGAUAGCUCUCCAGGAACAGGGUUGGUGACCCCUGAUUUAGGUGGUGAAAUUUUGGUUCAACUCGUAGUGUGGGGUUGAGUCGGGUUAUUGUGAAGUGCCUGGUGCAAUAAAGGACAUUUAAGAGUGUA